AUGUCUGACAACGCGGCAAUUUUGGGCGUUCAUGCUCGAGAGAUCUUGGAUAGUCGAGGGAAUCCAACGGUCGAAGUUGAAGUCAAGACGGCUGCUGGUGUAUUUCGAGCUGCUGUACCUUCUGGAGCUUCCACCGGUAUUUAUGAAGCUUUAGAGUUGCGCGACAAGGAACCAAGUCGCUUCUUAGGCAAAGGUGUGCUCAAAGCUGUUAGUAAUGUCAAUGAUGUCAUUGGGCCAGCAUUAAUUAAGGCCGGUGUAGCAGUUACAAAGCAAAAGGAACUUGAUCAAUUAAUGCUACAGUUAGACGGAACAGAGAAUAAGUCCAAAUUAGGCGCAAACGCUAUCCUUGGUGUUUCGCUCGCUGUUUGUAAGGCCGGAGCUGCACACAAAGGUGUUCCUCUUUACCGUCACAUUGCUGACUUAGCUGGUAAUGAAAAAAUCAUCAUGCCAGUGCCUGCAUUCAACGUCAUUAAUGGAGGAAAACAUGCCGGUAAUCUAUUGCCUAUGCAAGAAUUUAUGAUUUUACCAACUGGAGCUAGCAGGUUUAGUGAAGCCAUGAGAAUGGGUUGUGAAGUUUACCAUAACCUAAAGUCGAUUAUCAAAGCUAAAUAUGGACAAGAUGCAACCAAUGUCGGUGAUGAAGGUGGUUUCGCUCCAAACUUUGCUGAUGGUGGUGAAGCUUUACAACUGCUACAGGAGGCUAUUAAAAAAGCCGGUUAUACUGGAAAGAUUUCAAUUGCUAUGGAUGUUGCUGCGUCUGAAUUCUGUGAGAAUGGCAAGUACAAUUUGGACUUCAAGAAAUCAAAUGCUAGUCCAGACAACUUGCUUGCUGGAUCCGAAUUAGUCAAACUAUACCAGUCUUACGUCUCCAAUUACCCAAUCGUAUCAAUAGAAGAUGGGUUCGACCAAGAUGACUGGGAGAGCUGGUCCGCUCUUACAGCUGCUGUUGAUAUUCAAAUUGUCGGAGACGAUUUAACAGUAACUAAUCCGAAGCGCAUUAAAACGGCCAUUGAGCGCAAAGCAUGUAACUGUUUACUUUUGAAAGUAAAUCAGAUUGGCUCCGUAACUGAAUCGAUUGACGCCUGUAAAUUGGCACAACAAAACGGUUGGGGCGUCAUGGUCAGUCAUCGUAGUGGAGAAACUGAAGACACCUUUAUAGCUGACCUCGUUGUUGGCUUGCGUACUGGACAGAUCAAAACUGGUGCGCCCUGCAGGUCGGAAAGACUUUGCAAAUAUAACCAAUUGCUCAGGAUUGAGGAAGAACUUGGUGAUAAUGCCGUUUUUGCUGGAGCAAACUUUAGAAACCCUUAAUCGUGAAUUGUAUGACAGCAAUGGUCGCAAUCUAAAUAUCUUUUAAUUUCUUUAAAAUUUGUUACAAUUCAGGUUAAAGGAUAUUUUAAGCCUUACCGAUUAGAAUUUAAAACACUUCAGUUAUUACAAGAAUCAUUCGCUAAUUUUUAGGAUUAACAUUCAUGCAAAUAAAAACUUUGCUUAUGGCACCAAU
Molecule: messenger RNA, 1504 nt
Organism: Trichoplax adhaerens
Lineage: Eukaryota; Metazoa; Placozoa; Uniplacotomia; Trichoplacea; Trichoplacidae
Exons: 16
Coding region: 1-1311 (436 amino acids)
Biological process (GO): glycolytic process
Cellular component (GO): phosphopyruvate hydratase complex
Molecular function (GO): magnesium ion binding; phosphopyruvate hydratase activity
Source: RefSeq, a predicted model, not a curated record